This is a messenger RNA of Impatiens glandulifera, 447 nucleotides long. RefSeq names its product histone H4. Gene Ontology annotation, cellular component: nucleosome. The transcript has a single exon. Gene Ontology annotation, biological process: nucleosome assembly. Gene Ontology annotation, molecular function: protein heterodimerization activity; DNA binding; structural constituent of chromatin. The record is from RefSeq and is a predicted model, not a curated record. The coding region runs from base 16 to 327 and encodes 103 amino acids. NCBI's taxonomy places the organism in Eukaryota, Viridiplantae, Streptophyta, Magnoliopsida, Ericales, Balsaminaceae.
GAGAAAGAAUAGAAAAUGUCUGGAAGAGGGAAAGGAGGAAAGGGUCUUGGAAAGGGAGGCGCAAAGAGACAUCGUAAGGUAUUGAGGGAUAACAUUCAAGGAAUUACGAAACCUGCCAUUCGGCGGUUAGCUCGAAGAGGCGGCGUGAAGCGUAUAAGUGGGCUUAUCUACGAAGAGACGAGAGGAGUGUUAAAGAUCUUCCUUGAAAACGUCAUUCGUGAUGCGGUUACAUACACGGAACACGCUCGCCGGAAAACCGUAACCGCCAUGGAUGUCGUCUAUGCUCUCAAACGCCAGGGUCGUACCCUCUACGGCUUCGGCGGUUAAACGCCAUUUUAAUUGUUUUGUUUUGUUUUGUUUGGCUAAUAUUCAAGUUAUCAAAACAAAUCUAUUAUGUAAACCCGAUCAUCUAUUAUAAUCUAAAGUUUGCAUAUUAUUAUUGGGUUA